AUGGCGGCUCUCCUCUUGCUCGCGGCCGUCGGCUUCUCGCCGCGGGCGGCCGCCCGCACGUCGACAGGCGCUCGCCGCGCCCUUGGACACACUCAGGAGCGAGAGCCGCAACCUGCUCAGCACAUCAGGCUCUACGAGUACAUCCCUCUCUACCUGACGGGCAGCACCCGCGCGCAGGAGAUCACCCGCGAGCACUACAUGGGCGAGAUCCUCUUCCCUGGGAUGAGCCGCCGCCCGACUCUGGACGGCCGCCACAGCCUCUUUCAGCACGACUACCACUGGGAGCUCUCCUUCGGCUGGACCAACAAGAGCUUCGGGGGGAGCAUCUUCCUACAUCAGCGGUUUCUGCAGGCACACCUACGUCUGAUCUACCCUCCGCCCGCGGCGCUCACGGGCCGCUGCGGCGCGACAGUGCCGCUCCUCGGUGACCCAGGCUAUGACCUCGUGGGCACGCACCAUGAUGGAGUCUGUGGGCAGUCGUCGCACGCCCUUCAGCGGGGCGGACCUCAGCUCGGCGACUACGUGGACGUGACGUUUCUCGGCUCCUCGUCCCUGCUCGGGCCCGACUUGUGGAGCGAGGUCGACAGCGCCGUGGGCACCUUCCUGGAGCUGGAGGGCCUCUCUGGACGUCUUCGGCAACGGUUCCUCUCGGACCACGACACCUUCUUUGUCAGCGGGGACACCUUCAUAGGGACGCACGGACGAUCACGCAGGAUCGACUUCUUCUACGCCCCGUCCUCCCUGGAGUCCCACACACGCCAGUGCAAGGCCCCCAUGGGAGCAGGACGCCGCCUCAACAUAUUGUACGAUCGAGACCACCGCUCUGUCUACGCGGGCGACAUCUUCGAGGCCCACGCGCUGCACACCUGGGACUACGACACGAUCAUGCUUCGUCUGGAGGGCGCCCUGAAGUCGCGCGACCUGCAGCAGGCGGUCACGUUCCUCCCCAAGUUGGUGCGCCUGCACGCCCAGUUGCUCAGGGACCUAGCGGACUCGGAACGGAUCAGCAUCGUGACCACGCCCACGGCUACCUCGAUCGUCGCAGCUCGGGAAGCGGGCAAGAUGGACGCAGAGGCGGCGCAGUUCCCCGAGGCGAAGCUGCGCACGCGCCACAACGACCAGUACACCAGGAUGCAGUUCGCUAGCGCGGACCAGAUCACACUGAAGAGCGUCAACCCAGACGGCCCUCGGGAGACUUGUCUCGACGUUCUGGGCGGCCGCCAGAAGAUGGGGACGGGCCACCUGGAAUCGAUGGCCCAGAAACUGCCAGACAAGAACCGCCAGAUCCACUACGGCCAGAAGGGCU
This is a messenger RNA of Prorocentrum cordatum, 1306 nucleotides long. NCBI's taxonomy places the organism in Eukaryota, Dinophyceae, Prorocentrales, Prorocentraceae. The record is from the annotation of a GenBank genome assembly.